AGCGAGGGGAGGCUGGCUGUUAUGAGCGGGGAGGGCUGCCCGCCCUUCGGAUCCGCCUGCUUCCGCUGCUCCGCAGCCACAUGCGCCGGCAGGGCUAGGCGAGCCUGCUGGAAGGCGCUCUUUCCCGCCUUGCUUGGGUGGGUGGUUAGCGAGCGCCCGGGGGUCACUGAUCUGCCCACCACCCCCCGGGGGGAUUGUGAGCAGGUGAGCCGAGAGGAGGUCCCCGCUUCCCGUCGCUUGCAGGCAGCCCACGCGCGGCUGAGGCCCUGAGAGGGAGCGGCCCAAGCACGGCUCGGUCUUUGCAGCGCUGGCACCGACUUGGGCCCUCCACUCCUCGGGCGCCUCGCCGUCGCGACCCCUGCCUCCCUCUCCUCUGCAGCCCCGUGUAACGCGGCCCCCUCUCCCUGCUGGGCUGGCGUCAAGCCACGCUGGCCUUCCCAUGUGGGCAUCCAUCAACGCCCCCGCUGCCCACGACGGGCCGCCUGUCCUUCGGUAUUGACCCGCAGGGCUGUGUGUCUAUCCCGUGUGCAGGUCGAUGGCAGGGAUCGAAGGCGGCGUGCGAGCGCUUCCCUCGGGCGAAUUUGCCGCUGGCACCGGCUGUACCCAGUGAAGGUCGCCGUGACCGGCCAAGCCGUUCCCCGGGGAGAAACGUCGCUUCGGGCUGUGGUUGUGUGUGUGUGUCGGACAAUGUUCUUCUGGUUUCAGGCACAUCGGAGACCGCCGUGCUCCUCCAAAAGCCGUGGGCAUUAUUGGGGGGGGGGGGGGGGGGGGCAGAGGAUGAAGCUCGGCUCUCUCGGAGAGAGGACGCGCCUUGGUGGCUGAUCGCGUGUUUUGCACGCAGACGUUGCCUGGUUCGACCCUCGGCACGUCCAGUUCGGAAACAAACAGUCAGGCAAGGAAACGCCUUGGAAAGUUCCUGGGCACGGCGGGCCAACCUGCCGACGACGUGUGAAGCAGCUUCCGAUGUGCUCGAGGAGGCUGGCUCCGGGGCCGAGCGCGGCAAUCCCAGUUGCGGGGUUUGGAUCAGAAGGAACUUCCCACAACUUUCAUGUUUCAGGCUGGAGCCCUGCUGCCCGGCACCCCCAGUUACGCCUAGCUGGCAGGCCUAUUUCCUACCCUGGGCGCAGCCUCACCCCCUCACCCCCCUCAGCUGGGUACUCUCCGACGCUUCCCCACCGGAGCCGGGCGGGCGGUGCGCGGCGUUCGUUGCCUGCGGGUUUCCCCGGCCCUAAUUCUGCUUGUCAGGCAGGGCGGGGAGGAGGGAAACCGACCCUUUGCAAAAGCAAUUAAACUGCCUCCUAAGCAAACGGAGUAAAGGGAAUCGAUGGCGCAGGGAAGGCGGCUGGUGCUGCAGGCAGGCAGGCAGGGGCUGGGCAGUGCCGCGGUCCUGUUCCUCCCCGCCCCCGGCCCGCCCGCCUGCUCCUGCCCUAAUCCCCGGCAGCUGCGCUCCCUCCUGCCGAUCAAUACGCCUUUCACUUUUUGCCUCUUGUUUGUUCCGUGGGGAGCGGGAUCGAUAGGAGGAGGGAGCGCCUCCCGCUCGUUUCCGCUCCCCCUCUUUGGCCGCUCCUUCUCCAAUUAGUCAGUCCUGGAGCCCGCGACGAGGGGGGGCGGGCGGGCAUCGCUGUCCAUUGGACCCCUGCACCAGCGGAGGCGUGCGGCGGAUCCCGGGCCUAGCUGGCCUCUUCCCUCUCAACUUUUUUCCUUUCCCCCCCCCCCCCCCCCGGCAAAGAGGCAUUUAAGAUCCAGGAGAUGGAAGGUAGGAAUUAGGAGGGAGCGGCCUGGGGCGCCGGCAGAGGGUCUUACUUGAGGCCAGUGGGGGGGUGGAGUCCUUGCCGAAGAGCUUCACCAGCCCGGAGCAGCCGCCGGCUGAGAAGAAGCAGGCGGGGUUGUCUCCUUUCCUGGGCGCGGACUUUGCCGGCUUGUGAGCGAUUCAAACAAGUGGCUCCAGCAUCACUUCGGAGUGGUGGCUCUAGAGAGCCAGGCUCCCGCUGCUGCUGCCCAGCUCUUCCUGCUUGCUCUGUCUCCCCCCCCUUUUUUUUAUUUGAGGAUGAAAUAAUGUUGACAUGCCUUGAAUUAUUAAGUAUCCCCUGGAUUUUAUUAGCUCACGAUGCCUAAAUGCUGCCUGUAUCUGGUGGGGUCUUAACCGGGUGUGCGGAGGAGCGGCACACACAGCGGCACGGGGAGCGGCGGGCAGCUCUGACAGCUGGGCUCGUGCAGAUAAGCCAGCGGAAGCACCAGGAGGAGAUCACUAGUGAGACAAGAGCCAAGCGGUGGCCGGCCGGCGGGGAUCUCCAGGGAGACUGGGGCCAGGUUCCCCGUCCUCCUCCACCUCCUCCUCCAGUGGGCUUGCCGGUUCAGGGGCGUCCUGCAGCAGCCAGGGGAGAGCGGCCGGUGCCGAGCACCCCAGGCUCCCGCUGCCUCCCCUCACUGGGGGGGUAGCGUGCUGCCUGGUGCCUCGGCACAGAUGCCGAUUGAGAUUGUCUGCAAAAUCAAAUUUGCAGAGGAGAAUGAGAAGCAGGCGGCGAAAGAGGAAGGGGACAAGGAGAGCUUGCUAGAAGAGCCCAGCCGGCCACGCCACCGGGACCUGGCUGCCUUCGCGGGCACCAGCACCUUGCACGGCCUUGGCCACAUUUGCCGCUCGGGGCAGCUGGGCGUCCGGCAGGCCCUCUGGGCGCUUGCCUUUGUGGCCUCGCUGGCUUUUUUCUUGUACCAGGCUGCCCGGUCAGCCCUCUUCUACCUGGAGCACCCGCACGUCACCAGCUUGGAUGAGGAGGCCACUCACAAGAUGAUCUUCCCAGCUGUCACCAUCUGUAACAUCAACCGCUUCCGCCACUCUGCUCUUACCGAUGCCGAUAUUUUCCACCUGGCCAACAUGACUGGACUGCCACCCAAAGACCGUGAUGGACACAAGGCCUCGGACCUUCUGUACCCUGACCCAGACAUGGCAGACAUUGUCAACCGCACUGGACACCAGCUGGAUGACAUGCUCAAGAACUGCAGCUUCAGUGGGGAGAAUUGCUCUGCGGAGAACUUUACUGUGGUCUACACACGCUAUGGGAAGUGCUACACGUUCAACGCUGACCGAAACAAACCACGGGUGACGCGCCAGAGUGGAAUGGGCAACGGGCUGGAGAUCAUGUUGGACAUCCAGCAGGAAGAAUAUCUGCCCAUCUGGAGGGAGACUAAUGAGACGUCAUUUGAAGCUGGCAUUCGGGUACAGAUCCACAGCCAGGAUGAGCCGCCCUACAUCCACCAGUUGGGGUUUGGAGUCUCCCCUGGUUUCCAGACCUUUGUGUCCUGCCAGGAGCAGCGGUUAACAUAUCUGCCGCAGCCAUGGGGGAGCUGUCGGGCCAGUGUGAAGGGAGAACAGGUUCUGCCUGGCUAUGAGACCUACAGCAUUGCUGCUUGUAGGCUGCAGUGCGAGAAAGAAGCUGUGGUGCGGAACUGCCAGUGCCGUAUGGUGCAUAUGCCAGGUAACGAGUCCAUCUGUUCACCCAAUGUCUACAUUGAAUGUGCUGAUCACACACUUGAUACAAUUGUUGAGGACUCCCAGGAACGCUGUGUCUGCCCUACACCUUGCAACUUGACGCGCUAUGGCAAGGAGAUUUCCAUGGUGCGCAUCCCCAACAAGGGCUCAGCCCGGUACCUUGCUCGCAAGUACAACCGCAAUGAGACCUACAUUCGGGAGAACUUCCUGGUGCUUGACAUCUUCUUUGAGGCACUGAACUAUGAGGCCAUUGAACAGAAGAAGGCGUACAACCUGGCAGGACUUCUGGGGGACAUUGGAGGUCAGAUGGGCCUGUUCAUUGGAGCCAGCGUCCUCACUAUCUUGGAAAUCCUUGACUACAUCUAUGAGGUGAUCCGUGACAAAGUAGCCCAUGGCCUAAGACGCCCCAAGCCACCUCUGAAGAAGCCAUCAGGCAGCAUUGCCACCUUGGGACUGGAAGAGAUCAAGGAGCAGAGUCCUUGUGAGACACUGGGUCGCCACUCCGAGGGCACUUAUCCCACUGGACUCCUGCCCAACCAUCACCAUCGCCACCACUACUCGCCACAAGGGGUCUUCGAGGACUUCGCUUGCUAGGCCAGCUUGUGCACGGCUGCCCCAGAUGACCCCGGUGCUUCUGGAGCCGUUUCAGUCACAGAGGAUUCCACCUUGUGCUAACAGGUCUGCCAAGGCCAAGCCAAGCCACCUCCUCCCACCUCCCAAGGCUUCCAAAGGCCUCCGAUGCUUUAAUCCCCUUCCUCCUGUCUCCUCCCCCGCUGCUGCGCCCUACCCAUUACCCAGUCCAGCUAGCCCUGCUCCCUAGGGCUCAGCACCCCCUACUGAAGCACACAGAGAGCAUCAGCUGCCAAGAUCAAGGAGAUGGAAUGGGCUCCAAACUACUCCACUGACUGAGGAAUUGCCUUUUCUCAGCUUCAAAGUGGGAGGAUGGCCAAGGGGAACACGGAGCACAGUCGGGAGCAAGAAGAAGAAAGGAAAGAUGGAAAUUGAACCCAGAACCCAUGCUGAGAUGGCAGCACCAACCAACCUGUUGCUCACAACCGUACAUGGCAGAGUCUGCUACUGCCACAAAUUGUUCUCUCUCACUUUGUAGCGUCCUAUUCAACAUUUAAAAUUCCUUCUUCUGUGCCAUCUCUUCGGCACAUGCAUUGUAACCAUCUCUGUAUUAUACACACGUGCACAGAGGAAUCAGAGCAGAACGUAAGCUCUGUGUCCUUCACCUGCUGUUGGGCAGUGCCAUACACUCUGUAGUCCACUUGUUGCUGUUCUUACAGGCAUCUACUAUGCCCAUAAUUGGGUUCAAAACCCUAGACCUUGCCCUUAGAAAGAGUUGUACCCUUUCACUGCAUUAGUAGUAGCCCUUUCCGAUCUUCCCAAGGCUGGCCACCUGUCAUCCCUCCCUCACAACUGUAUAUUUGUAUAUAACUGUUUUGGGCCUGCAGUUUUUAGCCAGAUAUCAAGUUCUUCAUUGCUGCAGCUGCCCCCUGCUGGUGUCACCAAGAACUGCUGCUAGGGCUGGGCACUGACAUCGGCAUCAAAUCUCAGGUUUUCUCCCAGCCCAAGUGCAGAGACAACCCAGCAACGGGUUGCUGGAAGCAACAAAGACCAUGUUUCCCUGGGUCACCUUUUCCCCAGAAGUACAGCUUCCCUCUCCCCACACACAAUAGCAUAGUCUAUUCAUCCUUCACCUCCAGCAGCAUUCAUUGGGAUUCAGGGUCCAAGCCACAACCACCCCACCUCCGGGAGAAAGGAGCAGGACACUUCAAAGUUCCCAAGGGUACCACAGAAUUUCAGUAGCUCUACCUAAUCCCAUAGGGCCAGGACCCCAGGUUAAAGUGCUCAAUGGUAGAAUUGUCCCAUUAAUUUAACACCUCAGUGAGAGGACAUCAGACCAUCCACAUGGACAGGAUGUUGAGUCCUGGAUGAAUUCCCAAGGGAAGGGGGAUUAGUCCUCCUAAAUGAGCCAUGGGGGUAUUGUCUAGUUUUGUGAUAGAUUCUUGAGUAAAUGUGCAGUAGAAAUGUUAACCACACCACCUUUGUGCUGUGUUUGUGGGGUAAUGGAGUAUGCCAGAGAACCCCUGGUAUUGCCAUCAAAAAUGCAAGAAUCUUUGUUGUAUAAUGGGAGUGCUGAAAUCCUGGACCACAUCUAUCGAAUUAUGCUUGUUCUCCUGGAGGUGCAUUUCAGGAAGGAAUGUGGCACUCAGAAAUAUGCUGCAAAUACCCCCCUUUGCCCCAUCCUUCAGUUACAACACCAAACUCAUGUAUUUACCAAUCAGAAAGCCACAAGCAUAGAGGCAUUUGGCUGCUGUAGUGAGAUUAAGAAGUUAAUACAGUCUGCCUGCCUACCUGCUGGAGAUGUGUGUGGCUCCAGGGGGGUUCAGCCCUACAGGCUGCAUGGGACUCUGUCUGGGACCCAGUCAGGGAUUAUCCCCGGAAUUACCUAUUAUCCUCACAACUGUACUGAGCGCAAGUCGCUGUUUUACAAAUGUACAAGUUUCUCCCAAUAAAGAGGCACAAAUUAGAAUUCCA
This is a messenger RNA of Sphaerodactylus townsendi, 6031 nucleotides long. RefSeq names its product acid sensing ion channel subunit family member 4 (gene ASIC4). Gene Ontology annotation, molecular function: ligand-gated sodium channel activity. Gene Ontology annotation, biological process: sodium ion transmembrane transport. The record is from RefSeq and is a predicted model, not a curated record. NCBI's taxonomy places the organism in Eukaryota, Metazoa, Chordata, Lepidosauria, Squamata, Sphaerodactylidae. The coding region runs from base 2465 to 4081 and encodes 538 amino acids. Gene Ontology annotation, cellular component: membrane. The transcript is spliced from 10 exons.